Paramecium tetraurelia is the source of this 702-nucleotide messenger RNA. RefSeq lists its product as uncharacterized. Lineage: Eukaryota; Ciliophora; Oligohymenophorea; Peniculida; Parameciidae. The record is from RefSeq and is a predicted model, not a curated record. The transcript has a single exon.
AUGCAAUUUAUAUAUUAUCUGAAAUCAUGUACUUUUUAUAUAAAAAUUAUUUGCUGUUCUGAAUUUUAAAUAAGUAUUAGUAAUGAUAGUCUAUUAAAUAAAUAUUUUGAAACUAAAAACAAUGGUGAUUCAUAAAAGUUUGUUGAAUUAGAAAAAUCCUAAACCCAUUUAAGGCAUACUACUGUCUCAGCCAAAUUUAUAAUCUAAAGGUACAAGAAUCAUUUUAGAGGGUAAAAUUUUAAGGAUUUAAUUUUUUAUAACUUUUAUCCAUAUUUCUCACUCAAAGUAGUCUAAAAUCUUCAUUUUCACUUCUAAAUAAAAGCAGAAUUGAUAAAUUAAUCACCUAAUUUAUUUAGAGAUUUUGAUAUUCAUGUUACUUAGAAUAAUCUCUUUUGUGAAUUUGCAAAUGUGUGUGAAUUUUUAGACUAAUAUCUCAGAAUAAUGUUCAAUUUAAUUUAAUUUAAAUUCACUCUUAUUAAAUUAAAUAGAUAAACAACGCAAUAAGAUAGGAAACUCUUUAUUCAUUAAUCACAAAUAAACUUGUUUAAUGAUAAAUAUCAAAGAUGUAGAAAAAUUAGUAUAAGAAAUUUAAAUAAGAAUUUGAUUAUGGAAAAUUUAGAGAAGUAAAUCAAAAAUUCUUUUCUACAGUCAAAGAGAAAUAACUAUUGGUUUAAUUAAAGUUAGAUUGAGUUGAAAGGAUGA